UUCGAGAUUUUUAUAAAGAAAAUGAACAAUAAACAACAAGAAUCUUCAACCAAACCAAUAAAAAUAACUUCAACUAAAUUAUUAAAACAAAUAGAAGAACAACGAGAAAAUAUUAAACUUGCUGAGAAAAGGAAAAGGACUGUUUACGAAGCAAUAUGUGCACUUAUUGAACCAGUUAAUGAAAAGGAAAUGUUUAAUUAUUUGCAAGUGUUGGAUUUACAUUCGUGGGCAGAAGUAAUUGAAGAACGUUUUUUGGGGAAAAUAUGUGGUUACCCUAUUUGCGAGAAUAUAUUAACUAUUGAUUUUAGACGGAAAUUUGUUUGGAUGGAACGGGAAGGGAGAAGAGAGUUUUUACCACUCGAAGCCGAACCAAACAAAUUUUGUUCUGAUCGUUGUAUGUGUCUUUCAAGGGCUAUAGCUAUUCAAUUAGAUACUGAAGAACAACAAAUUAAUUCUCUUCGUCUAAUGUCAACAAAAUUAAAAGAAUUUAAAUUACCGGAAGGGGAUGAAUGGAAAAAUUUUUUGAAAAUAAAUAAAUGUUUGGAGAAAGAGGUUUUUAGAGAAUUUAUAAAAAUAUUAAAGAAAGAAUUUAAGGAAAUUUUAAAAAAUAAUGUUUAUGUUGAUGCACAAUUGGUUAAAGGAAUUAAUGAAUUGAAGGUUACAGAUAAUAUAGAAGAAUCUUCUAGUGAUGAGGAGGAGGAAGAAAAAGAGGACUCUGAAAGAGAAGAGGAACGAUUUUUGGAGAAAAUUAGGUCAUUAUCGGUUAAUACAACAAUUCAAAACAAAAAUUCUCGGUGCUUGAAUGGAGACAAAGAAAAUGUUGAAAAUAAUAAUCAGAAGUCUAAAAACAGUCCAAAAGUUUAA
Messenger RNA from Meloidogyne enterolobii, 864 nucleotides. The record is from the annotation of a GenBank genome assembly. Lineage: Eukaryota; Metazoa; Nematoda; Chromadorea; Rhabditida; Meloidogynidae.